AUGGCGCGUCUAGGGGGAGUAAGUUCAUAUGGAUAUUGUUUAAGGGAUGAGAAAGGUGAUCUUAUUAGAGCGGAAGGAUUUAAUAUAGAGAGCACGACGAACACAGUGGCAGAAGCAAGAGCUAUACUAGCAGCAAGUAGGCAUUGCAAGCAAGAACAGUAUCACCACGUAAUUAUCCAAACAGAUUCAUUAUUAUUAUGCAAAGUGCUAGAAGAAAAGUGGACAUGCCCGUGGAUAAUAAAUGGAAUAGUAGAAGACACAAAGGAGAGCUUACUAGGCAAACAGUACAGGUUUCAGCACAUAAUGAGAGAAGGAAAUCAACUUGCAGACUAUGUGGCAAACAUGGCUAUAGAAAAAGGAAAUUGCAUAUUCACAGAUUUUCAUAGCAUGGAUGCGUAA
Messenger RNA from Solanum verrucosum, 399 nucleotides. RefSeq lists its product as uncharacterized. The record is from RefSeq and is a predicted model, not a curated record. Lineage: Eukaryota; Viridiplantae; Streptophyta; Magnoliopsida; Solanales; Solanaceae. Gene Ontology annotation, molecular function: nucleic acid binding; RNA-DNA hybrid ribonuclease activity. The transcript has a single exon. Bases 1 to 399 code for a protein of 132 amino acids.